This is a messenger RNA of Archocentrus centrarchus (flier cichlid), 4941 nucleotides long. It is a transcript of the gene wipi1, whose product is annotated as WD repeat domain, phosphoinositide interacting 1. NCBI's taxonomy places the organism in Eukaryota, Metazoa, Chordata, Actinopteri, Cichliformes, Cichlidae. Gene Ontology annotation, molecular function: protein binding. The transcript is spliced from 12 exons. The record is from RefSeq and is a predicted model, not a curated record. Bases 316 to 1647 code for a protein of 443 amino acids.
CUGUUUUUGUUUUCCUGUGUGAACACUGGAAGUUAAUAACAUAAUAAUAACAACAGAGUAGACUCUCCAAAGUGAAACGGCCAUUAGGGAGCUGUUAUCGUUAAUCUUUGCUCCUGUUCAGGUUUGGCAUAGCAGCACACACUCUGCUUAUGAUGUGUACCAACUGAGCCAGCCUGCCCGGACAUUCCUGUCCCCGAAGAGUGCGAGCGUGGCGCUUACAGUCGGGGAGCAGCAAAGGGGAAGCGGGCUCCGGCGGGGAUCGACCCGGGCCCAAGGCCUCCGACCUCGAGAAGAGGGGAGAAUUUAGCGGCUGGGAUGGAGUCCCCGGACCUAUCUGACGACCCCGGAGCGCACCGAGGUUUCAUCUGUGCCUCGUUUAACCAGGACACCACCUCUCUAUCAGUGGGCACUAAGACUGGCUACCGGCUCUUCUCGGUCACAGCUGUGGACAAACUGGACUGCAUCCAUGAGGGAGUGGAGUGUCCGGAUGUCUACAUAGUGGAGCGACUGUUCUCCAGCAGUCUGGUGGUUGUGGUCAGCCUGUCCAUGCCACGGCGAAUGAACGUCUAUCACUUCAAGAAAGGUACAGAGAUUUGUAACUACAGCUACUCCAACAACAUCCUCUCCGUCCGGCUCAACCGACAGCGGCUUGUGGUGUGCCUGGAAGAGUCGAUCUAUAUCCACAAUAUCAAAGACAUGAAACUGCUCAAGACACUACUCAACACACCCACCAACCCCUCAGGUCUCUGUGCACUCUCCAUCAACCAUGGUAACUCCUACCUGGCGUAUCCUGGUAGUGCCACCAUGGGAGAGAUCACGGUCUAUGAUGCCAACAACCUGAGCACUGUGACGCUGAUCCAGGCCCAUGACAGUCCCCUGGCAGCCCUCACAUUCAACGCCUCUGGCACAAAGCUGGCUAGUGCAUCAGAGAAGGGUACUGUCAUCAGAGUCUUCAGCAUCCCUGAAGGACAGAAGCUGUUUGAAUUCCGCCGAGGCAUGAAGAGAUAUGUUAGUAUCAGUUCGUUGUCCUUCAGUGCAGAUGCACAGUUCCUGUGUGCCUCCAGCAACACUGAGACGGUCCAUAUCUUUAAACUGGAGCAACACAGCCCAAGUCAAGAGGAAGAGUCCCCUACAUGGUCAACAUAUGUGGGCAAAAUGUUCACAGCAGCCAGCACCUACCUGCCCUCUCAGGUGUCUGACAUGAUGAAUCAGGACAGAGCUUUUGCCACGGUGCGCCUCAACAUGUUUGGUCUGAAGAACAUUUGUGCCCUGGCUACGAUUCAGAAGCUUCCUCGCCUGCUCGUGGCGUCUUCAGACCGGUAUCUUUACAUCUAUAAUGUGGAUCCACAGGAUGGCGGCGAGUGUGUCCUUGUCCAAAAGCACAGGCUCUUUGACUCUAGUGAGGAGCAACUGGACCAGAAGGAAGAGGAGAACCCAGAGGAUGGUCCUCCACAACCAGUCAGCCAAACAUAUGCUGCCACUGUGGCGCUCCCUUCGACCCCACCCUCCUCCACCACUCUAAUGGGCUACUCUGAAGACGGUGGAGCCCAGAAGGGUGAAGUCAUCCCUGAGCACGAAUUUGCCGAGGGCCCCGUUUGUCUGGAUGAUGAGAAUGAGUUUCCUCCUGUUGGAAACCAGAAUAACUGACCAAAAUCCAUAGCGUACCCUCCCUGCCCCUGCACACAAACCAGACUUACCUGUCUGUAGUAGGGAGGGUGGACAAAAUAUUCCUAAUGUGUUGAGACAUUGUGACAUCCCAACCCUUUUACAAGUUCCCCUGCACACCUAAGGUCAAAUCUUGGAAGGAUAUUACCUCCUGGUGUUUCUGUAUUUUGUGUGCCCGUCACUCUUUGUAAGAGAUAUAGGAAAAAAAACACUAAAACAUAGCAGAAGGUCCACUCAUCUUAAAUAAGAAAGAAAAAAAACACCUACAGAACAUUUGUUCUUUACUUGGAGUCAGCAGCUGUCUGAACCAUCCUACUGUUAACUCCCAUAUAUUACUACUAACAACAGUGCUCAACAUUUUGGAAUUUUAUACUGCUGUUGAACCAACAACACAUAUGUCCCAACAAAUUAUCAUCAUAGUAGCAACCUAAUGAGCAGGGGAGUAUUAUGAGCUGACUGUCAACAGCUUAAGAACAUCCAGGAGUCAGAAUAACAAAAAUGCUCCUAAGGCCUCAGUCACACUAGAGUAAAAGUAGGACGGCAAUCUCCGUGUGACCAGGAAAACCGGUGGUUGGUUGGCGAAUGAUUGCACUGAAUUUUUAUUGCUGUCUGGGACCGAUUGCAGUUGCGGUGACCAACUGGUUGCCAAGAGAUUGAGCAGGCACCACCCUCAACCUGUGGGUGAUCACUUUUGGCUGCAAGGCGAUUGCACAAGUUCGCCUGGUGGGAGGCAACCUGCCUCCAAACUAUCUCAGUCAGACACAAACUGACUGCAGUUGAUCUCAGACAGAUUGGCAAAGACUUGCAAAUAAUUGCAGUCUGAUUUAUAAACGCAGACAGAUUGCCAGUGGGUUGCAAUCAGUCGGAGUCAGUCUGUGCAGAUGCGCAGCUCGUCUGUGCCAUCAUAUUUAUUUCAAGUUAGGAUGCAAUGUGAUGAAUCACACAAGUGUCAGUUACAAGGGUUUGUAGCAGCGGGCAAUUUACCGCAAACUGUGCUAAAUUUAAUGUUGCAAAGUAUUUCUUAAUUUGCAUUUGAUACGUUUGAGACAGUUGCCGCUAGGAGUGUUUAUUUAUUUGGAAUGAGAUGGGGAGAUGUGAUCGGAAUGGGUGCGUAAUUGGCACUGGUGGAUGGCUCAGAGCUGUGAGCGCAGUGCCAAAACAUUGGCUCUAUCCUGUUGUGCUCUUUUCUCGGUCCUCACUCUGAGUGUUGGGAGCCGAGUCCCACAUCUUCCUGCCCUGCAAUAAUAGGAGAGUUGCACACAAAGAUGCAGCUUAGUUUUCUUUUUAGAGCGAGCAGGUUCCAGUGUUUCCAGCUUUUAAUUGCAUUUCAACACAGCGAUCGUUACACAAUGAAAACGUAUCUCCCUGCCUUUUCUCAGCAGUGCGCACACAGAGCAACAGUCAUGCUUCUUUCUUUUUUUAACUUCUCUCGAUAGGUGCUGUGUCUGUCAAAAUGCAGCUAUUGAUGUGACUGUGCUAGUGUGUUAUAUUAAUGUCUGAAUGUUACAAGAUGUCAGGCUUAGUUAAAAUAAUAUUUCAUGUGUAAAAUUUCUUAAGAGACACCUUAAUAUCAAGGCUUUCUAACUGGGAUGUGAAAUGGCUAUUCCAUAACUCCCAUUGCAUUUCACAAACCCAGAGCAGUGCAUGCAUUUACGCACGCAGCACAGUAACAGUAUCCAUUUGACAGAUAAUAAUGUUUUUUGUUCUUUGCACAUCGUACAUGUCAGCUGUUCCACAUACAUUUCAAGUUUAGAUAGAGGAAUAGUUUGUAGUAAAGCAGCUCUCUGGAUAAAACCCUGCGCUCCACUUUAGACUCAGUUCUCAGGACCGCACACAGUCCCCAGCAAUUUCUAACAGAGUUCACCCUUAUAAGGGAAACACAUGCCUAAGAGAGAAACAUGCCUAACACCGGCACUUACACUGUAUUAUUUUCUUAGGUGUCCUCACUUUUGAGCCAUGAAUUUACGCUGCUCUUGAUAGAAAGCUGGUCAUUAAUGGAAUGAACUAGCUGUGUGUGUUUGUUUAUAAAUUUAUAGAUUAGAAAUUUUCCCUGUUUAGAUCUGCCCCAGUCUGUAGCUGAGAGAGCGGCUGAUGUCUGGAUUCCGGGCCGCCGGUGCCGAGUCUGCCCCUAGCUCCGGUACAGCACUGAGGUAGAAGGCAACAGAUUUGAGAUUUAUCAGAGUUAAGGUAUUAAAGCAAAAAGAUUUUAAGUGCCAACUUGACACCUUUCUAUCAAAAACUGAUAGCAGACUGACUCCAUCUUUUUGCCGUUUGAUCCCAGUUUUAUUGCCAUAUCGAUGCACCAAAGUUGGUUUGAAGAUGGCAGCUGACCGCGAGUGGUCUCAGACCUGGUCCCCAUCUUUGAAGUGACCAUUUUAACAGCAACGAGAUCGCAAGUUAAUCGCACAGAGUCGUAGUAAUUUUGUUCGCGCAGCGGCUUCCAACCACUGUUUUCCCUAGUGUGACUUUUACCUAAGAGAGAUGCUUAAAACUCAUCUAAAGAUUUCACUUCUCAACAAGUCUUUAGGGAAUUAGCACCUCAACAUUCCUGUGUAUGCGGCCCAAGCAAUUUCUAAUCAUUGAUCAUUAAAAUGUAUCAUACCUCAAGAGAGACAUGCAGUAGUUCACUCACAAAGGACAAGAUAUUGUGUGAUGCCCUAUUUAAAUCACGAUACAUGCCGUAAGUAUCAUAUGACUUGCCGAUGCAGCUGUGAUACUAAUUAUGGUAGCAAUGCACGAGACUGAAAAAACCCGCAGAGUUACAAAUGUAACCCGAUAAAAUAUUUUGCUCUGUGGGUGCAGCAGUUAACAGCUAAAUGCAAAACCUGCGACGGGCUGAACAUGACAAAGUUACAGGUCCACAGAUUUCAGCGAAACCCUGAAAACCUUUUUAUUUCCUAAAUGAUUCUGAAUAUGUUAACAUAUAACUGAGUUAUUUUUACAUCGAUGUAUUAAGUAUUCUUUUUGUGCAAUGUGUUACACAUCAACACAUAGACCUAACAUGCGUAAAAUAUAUGUUAAGGGUUUUUACAGUGUAUAAUGUGUAUAUAACAUUUCUUUAUAGUACUGUUGUAAUAAGUAACAUAGUAAUAUCACAUGAUUUGCCAAAAGGUGGCGCUGUUAGGACACAUGUAAGCUGCAUUGAGUUGUUCAAUACUGAACAUUUACACCAGAGACUCAUUAAACCUGAGAAGUGAUUUGACCUCUGCAACACGUUUUCUUUUCUUUUUUAAAUUUGUAAUAAUAUUAUAAAUGUUUGAAUAUUGUAUUAAAUCU